This is a messenger RNA of Vicia villosa (hairy vetch), 2094 nucleotides long. Its product is annotated as protein FAR1-RELATED SEQUENCE 5-like. Gene Ontology annotation, biological process: regulation of DNA-templated transcription. The record is from RefSeq and is a predicted model, not a curated record. The transcript is spliced from 5 exons. NCBI's taxonomy places the organism in Eukaryota, Viridiplantae, Streptophyta, Magnoliopsida, Fabales, Fabaceae. The coding region runs from base 1 to 2094 and encodes 697 amino acids.
AUGCCAAACCGGAACAGUUGGGGAAAGGGUUCCGGGGCACAUGGUAUGGAAGUUCCACUCCAAAUUUGUCGAAAAAACGAUACAGCUAUAGAUACCACUGAUGCUUUCACAACUUCAGAGAGAUUUGUCACACGGGAAGAAGUUAUCCGUUGGGUUAAAGAGACUGGAAUUAACAAUAAAGUGACCGUUAUUAUCACGCGUUCAGAGACACCGAAACAGGCAAAAGAGGAAGAAGUAACAAAAUCGACUCCGGCAAAAGAUGGUUCUGGAUGGAAGGUUGAUGUAAAGUGUGGAGUUCAUAAUCAUGGUUUACCAGAUAGAUUAGAAGGUCAUUCAUUUGUUGGUAGGUUGACAGCCGAUGAGAAGCAGCAUGUUGCUGAUUUGACAAAGAGACAUGUUCCGCCUAGACACAUAUUGAUUUCCUUGCAAGAGCGAGAUCCUGAGAACGUCACUCGGAUCACGCAGAUAUACAAGCAUAAAAGUGUGAUUGAAGCGGAGAUAAGAGGUCCAAGAAGUGAGAUACAACAUUUGUUUAAGCUUAUAGAGGAGGCGAACUAUGUUUAUUGGAGUAGGAAACGGGAUGAUUGUGAAGUUGUGAGAGAUAUUUUUUGGGCUCAUCCAGAUUCGGUAAAGUUGCUGAAUCUUUUUCCUACUGUCUUGAUUAUGGACGCCACUUAUAAGACCAACAAAUAUAGACAACCUCUGUUUGAAAUAGUUGGUAUGACAUCGACCGAGUUAACAUUUGCGGUUGCAUUUGCUUAUAUGGAGUGUGAGCAGACAGAGAGUUUUAUUUGGGUCUUGGAUAAGCUGAAGCAAUUGUUUGUGAAGAAAGAUGUGGUUCCACAAGUGAUUUUGACGGAUAGAGAUCUUGCUUUGAUGAAAGCAGUUGAAGUUGUUUUUCCUACGACGCAUAACUUGCUAUGUCGUUUUCAUAUUAACAAAAAUGUUGGGAUGAAAUGCAAGGAAUAUGUGAUGAAAGACAUGCAAGAGACAAUAGGCACAUUGUGGAAAGAUGUUGUAUGGGCUAGUAAUGAGGUUGAGUAUGGUGUACGGUUGCAAUAUCUUGAACAAGCAUGCUUUGCUUGUAAUGACUUCCUCGAUUACGUGAAGAACACUUGGUUGAUCCCACAUAGGCAAAGAUUUGUAGGCGCAUGGAUUAAUCGAGUGCUUCAUUUUGGUAAAACCACGACAAAUCGGGUUGAAUCUGCACAUUGGAAGCUAAAGCAGAUGAUAGGAGACAACCUUGGUGACAUGGUCAAAGUUUGGGAAGCUAUGAAUUCUAACCUAAAAAUCCAAAUAGGUAACAUUCGAGCUUCGUUUCAAAAAACUUUUUAUGAGGUUGAGCACGCACACAUUAGUCCAUUUUAUGAUAAUUUGCGUGGUUCAGUAUCGAGAGCUGCUUUGAGACGCAUUGCAGAAGAGUUAUCGAGGCUUGAUUAUGUGCUAAAUAGUAGGGGAAAAUGUGGUUUUACUAUGAGAACAAGUUAUGGGCUACCUUGUGCUUGUGAGAUGGGGAGAUUGAUUGUUGUUGGAAUCCCAUUACAAGUAGUAAGUGUUCAUCUUCAAUGGAGGAUACUAUCUAUGGAAGGUGACUUGCCUUUAGACGAGGAAGCCGGUUCGGAGGUUGAUAUGAGUAAUGCAAUUGAUGAAUUGUGGAGAAGGUUUAACUCACUAGAUGUUGUUGGAAAAAGAGCAUUGAAAAGUAGGGUUUAUGAAAUUGCAUAUCCCACAACAACUUCAUUGUGUCCACCACCUGAGAAAAUAAAAACUAAAGGCAGAGUGAAGAGGAAGGGGAAGAAACCAGUUGGGUAUGAUGUUUAUAGGGAUCCUUCAGGUUUUGAGUAUGCUGAUCAGGCGUCUCAAUCUUCACAAAAACAAUCGCAAGCAUCACAAACUUCUAGGAAGCAAUCACAGCCAUAUAUUACCGAGAUAGUUAAUGUUGUAGCAGAUGGUAGUUGUGGAUUUAGAGCCAUUGCAUCGUGGCAUGGGUAUAGUGAGGAUGGUUGGGCAAUGGUUCGUCGUGACUUGGACAUGGAAUUAAGAGAAAAGAAGGACUUAUAUGAGAGAUUGUUCGGUCCAAAUGAUUCGAAGUGA